Molecule: messenger RNA, 600 nt
Organism: Fulvia fulva
Lineage: Eukaryota; Fungi; Ascomycota; Dothideomycetes; Mycosphaerellales; Mycosphaerellaceae
Product: Ribosome biogenesis protein RLP24
Exons: 2
Coding region: 1-600 (199 amino acids)
Biological process (GO): ribosomal large subunit biogenesis
Cellular component (GO): nucleolus
Source: RefSeq, a predicted model, not a curated record
AUGAGGAUCGAGACGUGCUACUUCUGCUCGUCGCCCUGCUACCCGUCCAAGGGCAUCACUUUUGUGCGCAACGAUGCGAAAGUCUUCAAGUUCUGCAAGUCAAAAUGCCACAAGAACUUCAAGAUGAAGCGCAACCCACGCAAGCUGGCCUGGACCAAGGCCUUCCGCCGCGCCCACGGCAAAGAAAUGACCGUCGACUCCACCCUCGCCUUUGCCCAGCGUCGCAACAUCCCCGUGCGCUACAACCGCGACCUGGUUGCCACCACCCUCCAGGCCAUGCAACGAGUAUCCGAGAUCCGCGCCAGGAGAGAGAGGCAAUUCUACAAGAACCGCAUGAAGGGUAACAAGGCCAAGCAGCUCGAGGCCGACCGCAAACUGGUUGAAGAGAACCAGCACCUGCUGCCGCCACAGUACAGAGACCAGGUUGUGGAUGUGCUGCAGGAGGUGCCGCCGACCAAGGAGGGGAUGGACAUGGAAGAGGAUGAGCUGGAUCUGGAGGAGCAGGAGACAUUGAAGCCGAGCAAGGAGAAGCUCAAGCAGAAGAGGAAGCAGAGGUUGGUCAGAGGGCAGGGUGUCGAAGAGAUGGACGUCGAUGAAUGA